Molecule: messenger RNA, 3407 nt
Organism: Thalassophryne amazonica
Lineage: Eukaryota; Metazoa; Chordata; Actinopteri; Batrachoidiformes; Batrachoididae
Exons: 9
Coding region: 2642-3271 (209 amino acids)
Source: RefSeq, a predicted model, not a curated record
UAAUGGGUCGAAAUCCCGAGGAGUGAUAGCGCUCAGCUGACGACCCAGGCCCUGGGAAAUAGCACUUUUUGGCAUACUUUUCUCUAUUUCCGCUGGUUACCAGUGCCAACCGUGAAGAGAGCGGCGACCGGGCAGAGUUCCGAAAAGGGCGUGAGCUGUCCGCCCUGUUGCUCUUUGAGUGGCGAAGAGAAGCAGCAGCUGCAGGCGGUCCAGUUAUAACAGGUCUAGACAGCCAAAUAGGACCUGGCUAGGCGUUUGUAGUGAUGGUAGGAAGGCGAUUUGCCUUUUGGGGGUCACGCCUGCCCAAGUCCGGCAGUCCCGGACCAAUAAGUAACCCUCCGGCUCAUCUGCGGUCAGGAAGAGCCGCCUAGACCAAGUGCAGAUGUAAAACAGUGGCUCACGAGUUCAACAAAUGGUGCAACAAUGGAAUUUCAUGAUAACGAUACUGAAAAUGUUUCAAAUGGACAAUCUAGUAACCAGCGACAAUGCCAAGGUUGUGGACGUGUGUUUAAAUCCGAAAAAGGGCGGAAGAUCCACCAGACAAAGAUGAAGUGCGGUCGCAUUGUGACAGACAUUCAACGCUCAGUGCAAACUGAUAAGUCAGCGGUUAAUGAGGGCCUGGAGCUCAACCACAGUGCCCUUACAGAAGCUGUAGUGGAUGAAGCAAAGGACCGCGUUCACAGAACAAGGCAGAUUGGAAAAGCAUGGAGGAGGACCUAGUUCCAGCCAUUGGCAUGCUUAGAGGAAAGCCUGUGAGAAGAAUGGAGAAUUUCUCCAAGAUGGUGUGUGAGUAUGGAAGAUCAAGAUUUGGUGUAAUUAAGCGGAAGGUGCAGAAGAAGAUGGAAGAAAAGGAUCAGAUCAAUAGGCGAAGGAGGAAAAUCAAAGAGUUAAGGAAAGAAGUACAGCGGUUACGGAGGGCAAAGAGAGAGGCAAGUGGGGAAAAGGUGGUAGCAAUCGAUGAGUUGGUAAAUCUGGCAAGAAAUGGUAUUAGCAACUUGGCGAAGGCAGAGAGGAAAGCAGUGAGGCGUAGAGAAUCUAGGAAGGCCUGAAAGGACUUCACAGAGGACCCCUUCAAGUUUACAAAGGUUUUCGCAGAGAAGACAAGUGGGACCCUGAAGAUACCAAGACAGCAGCUUGAGGAAGCCUUGAUGACGACCUAUGCUGAUCCAAACAGGAAUAUCCAAGUAGAGAGUAUAGAUGGCCUUAAUAGACCACAAGAACCUGAAGUGCCUUUCGACCUGUGUAGGAUACGGCUAUGUGAAGUACAGCUGGUCGUUAGGAAAGCCAGAGCAAAGGCAGCCGGAGGCCCAAAUGGGAUCACGUAUGCAGUGUACAAGAACUGUCUGGAGCUGACAAAGUGUCUCUGGAAAUUGCUUGCGAGUGUUUGGGAGUCUGGUGAGAUACCCAACAGUUGGUGCAUUGCUGAUGGAAUUUACAUACCAAAGGAGGACGCUGUGUCUCUUGGUCAAUUCAGACCAAUAUCUUUGUUAAAUGUUGAGGGCAAGAUCUUCUUCACGGUGCUUGCAAAGAGACUAACCCAAUUUCUGCUGGCUAAUAGCCUUAUCAAUACCAGCAGAAAGCGGGUAUUCCUGGUUUUCCAGGUUGCCUUGAGCAUGUGUCUAUGAUCUGGAAUAGGAUAAUGCAAGAAAAGAAUGUAAAGAAGGAGCUCCAUGUGAUAUGGUUGGAUUUGGCCAACGCCUAUGGUUCUGUCCCACAUAGAAUGAUUCGGUUCGCUUUGGAUUUCUUCCACGUCCCAGGAAAGUUGCAGCAGGCAGUUGAGAAGUACUUCGGAAAAUUUAAGUUUCGGUUUACGAUGGAGGAGUUCACGACUAAAUUCAUGCGACUGGAGAAAGGUAUUGCAAUGGGAUGUGCAAUAUCACCUGUCUUGUUCAUUUUAGUGAUGGAAGUGAUUAUAAGAAGCUGUGGUGGUGAUGAGUACCAGCUAAAGGCCUUUAUGGACGACCUGACAGUUCUAGAAGCGGAGGAAUGGAGAGCCAAGAAGUUGGUGGAGCGGUUACAAGAGUUAGUGACAUGGUCAGGCAUGGUGUUUAAAGCUAAGAAGAGCAGGUAUCUUACGCUACGGGCUGGGAAAGUUGUUGACGAAGUUUUCAUGGUUGAAGGUGAACAAAUUCCGUCAGAUGGAACAGGGUCCAAGCAGCACAGCUCCAGCACAAAAAAAGAAAAUUGGAAGACCCAACAAUGCCUACAUCUUAGCAGGUGACAAAUGCUGUGAGGCCAUUGAGGAGAGGAAUGACAAGGUGUUUGAAAAGGUGGAUCCUCUGUUCACAAAUCCUUGUGAUUCAAGAAUCAUCGGAUGUUUCAGAGUGAAAAAGAGAGACUGUUUAAUGAAGCUGUUGCCAGAACGUGAACUCACAACACAGGCUGUGAUGAUUGAGGAGAGACAGACACAAACAAAUGUUUUCUUGACGGUCCUACAUGAUUUUUAGGUUUUUAACUUGGCUUUUUACCUUUUUUAUACCUUGACUUGACUGUGAAUGUUUUUGAUGCUGUGUACUGUAUAUAUGUAGAAUUGAAUAACAACUGCAUUAUAUAAACACCUGACACAGUCUUUGGAAAUUCAAUUUGUAACAUAUAUAGGGCUCUUUUUCUAUGCUAAUUUUGCCUUUUUUUUAAUUAACAGAUGAGUUUCACUGUGGUUGAGUUUAUGGAUAGUGCAAUGGCAGUGGUGCCAUCCACAUGGCUGGAGACGACUGCUCAAUGCUCGUGGACAAACGUGAACGUCCGUAAGCGGGUGAUGAACCUUGCUGCGCUCAACAUCAGCUGGGCGAAACAUCCUAUUAGGAAAGUAUGGCACACAACAGACAACUACGAGCUGGCAGACAAGAAAUGUCUGCAAUACAUGGAGAAUUCAUGCCCAGAGACUGAUGAUGGCACAGCCAAUAAUGGAAAAAGAGUGCGCAGGCCUCCCCGGACAUAUUCCUCCAGUGAGGAUGAGUCGCCUCCACAGCCAAGGAAGCAGGCCAGGACUGUGGUUCCAUGUGAAAACCCAGUGGAUCUACACAUGCCUCCACCACCAUCAUCUAAGCUUUUUUCCAAUGUGCCAACGCCUCCCAGCUGUGUAGCCGCCAGUCCCUCAACCCAUGCACCCAGCCGUCGGACAUUGGAAGACUCAUAUAUUGAGGAACAAACAUCAUCCCAGGCAGUUGAGGGAAUGACCCAUGGCGAAGAGGAGGGGGCUUCAGGCAUGGCUGUCCUAAUAAAGCAUAAUCAUGGAGGAAACGAAGAGGCUCCUAUUGAGAACAACAGAUGAUUUAAAAAGUACAAUGGAAGAGCACAUGGGGCGUAUGACAAGGAGGAUGGAGGGUAUGGAGAAGAAGUCUGAGAUGUUGGAGGCUGCUGUGGUCUCAAACCAGCCUCAGCCUCCUCUGCAGGAAGAGGUGCUGUUG